UGAAAUAUUUAGAGGUAUUUUAUCUAAGAUACGCGUGAGUAGCGGUUCGUUGUACAAUUAUGUCUGCUCGUAAAAUACCGCACAUUUUGAAGCUCUCCGCGCAGGAGCAGAAGGAGUUCGUCAACUCCUUCGACGUAGUGAUGUGUGAUUGUGAUGGUGUUAUGUGGAUGAUUGCGGCACCGCUGGCCGGUUCGGGUGAAGCGGUGAAUGCACUGAAGGCGGAUGGCAAGCAAGUGCUCUUUGUGACCAAUAACAGUAUGCGCUCGGACGAUGAAUACGUUAAGUUGUUCGGCGGGAUCGGAGUGAAGGAUUUUCAAACGAACGACAUCAUACAUCCCAUUAAGUCCAUGCUGUACUAUAUAAAGAAGCAUAAUAUAAAGGAGCCAGUUUUCUCAUUAUGCAGUCCCCCCAGUACUAGAAUGCUUCGUAAAGUGGGCGUAGAUGUAAGGACUUUGGACACCACUGAAGAAAUUACACCCAAUAAUUUGGGAAGAAUCACAGAACCGGAAGCAAGAAUGGGCGCUGUACUGUAUGAUAUCAAAUUGGACUUAACUUAUCCGCAAAUUGCAGCGGCCACACGGUAUCUAGCAGACAAGGAUUGCCAGUUUAUUGCCGGUGGUACAGAUUGGUUAUUACCGAUGACGAAGGAUCUAACUGUACCAGGAUUUUGCGAUAUCCUCGACACACUUAAACGCUUCACAGGACGAGAACCGAUAAUAAUUAGCAAACCGGCAGUUUUGCUUGGAGAAAUUUUGAAGGAUAUCUACAAAUUGGCCGAUCCCAAGCGUUGUCUGUUUGUGGGCGAUUCUCUCACGCACGAUGUGCGCUUCGGUCUGAAUUGUGGCUACCAAACCUUGCUCGUUUUAAGCGGCAGCACACCCAUAGAGGAAAUGUGGCAGGCAAAAGCGGAGGAUCAGCCUCAUUUUUAUGCGGAUAGCAUGGCCGAUUUCAUAGAACUAUAUGCGAAUAUAAGUAAAAGUGCUUAAAAAUGUAAUAUUUGUAGCAUGAAUUGCAUUGUUGUUAGAUGAUAUUGUGAGAUUGAAAAUAUUUGUUUAUUUAACUUGAAAUUUUAAUGCCUUCAAUGGAUUAUACGCA
Messenger RNA from Bactrocera dorsalis (oriental fruit fly), 1095 nucleotides. RefSeq lists its product as uncharacterized. Bases 60 to 986 code for a protein of 308 amino acids. The record is from RefSeq and is a predicted model, not a curated record. Lineage: Eukaryota; Metazoa; Arthropoda; Insecta; Diptera; Tephritidae. Gene Ontology annotation, molecular function: phosphatase activity. The transcript is spliced from 4 exons. Gene Ontology annotation, cellular component: cytoplasm.